GACACGUAGGCAAAGGCGGAACAACAGAGCACAUACAAACAAGCAUCCACCGGUGCUUGAAAGGAGAUGAAAACUUGUCCGUAAUAUACCUGUCUUGUUCUAAAAAUUGUGUAUUUUUGCUACAAUAUGGAGGCAAGAUAUAAUCUUAGAAGCCCAGGUGUCAAGCGCUUGAUGAGAGAAGCAAAAGAGCUGAGUCAACCAACAGAGCUGUAUUUUGCGCAACCACUCGAGGAUAAUUUGUUUGAAUGGCACUUUACAGUACGUGGCCCCCCUGACAGUGACUUUGCUGGGGGACGAUAUCAUGGUCGUAUAACUCUGCCACCAGAGUAUCCAAUGAAACCACCAAGUAUAAUGUUAUUGACACCAAAUGGUCGAUUUGAAGUGGGAAAGAAAAUUUGCCUCAGUAUGUCCGCCCAUCAUCCUGAAACUUGGCAGCCAUCAUGGAGCAUUCGCACUGUGCUCAUGGCACUCAUUGGAUUUAUGCCAACACAAGGAGCAGGAGCAAUAGGAUCACUAGACUAUACUCCACAGGAAAGGAAGGUUCUGGCUAAAAAAUCACUUGACUGGAAAUGUAAUUCUUGUGAAGGUUGUAUGAAGACUGCUCUCUUAGAAACCUCUGGUGAUUCAUCUAAGGAAGCAGAUGAGGAAGCUGCAGAAUUAGCUGCACAAAUCACAUUUAAGGGAGAGACUGAAAAGGAGAAAACCUCUCAAGGAAGCCCAGCAACACCAACCUCUAAUGUAACAAGCCAACCACAGGCUGCCUCAACAACAGAAUCUGUUGCUACUGGAAAUUCUCAAAUGGGAGCCUCUUCAAUGGGUAUGGCUCCACAGUACUAUGCAGCAUACCAGCAGGGGGGAUACCCAUAUUAUUCCACAGGUUACCCAAUGUACAACAUGAUGAAUACCAAUCCUUUACCAGCCCAAGGAUACCAACCAUCAGCUAUUUUGCCCAAUCAGACGCGUGCUCAUGUGACACCAACCAAUCAGAAUACAGGAGAUAGAGGAACAGAUGGCGGCCUGCGUCAAAGGACUGUAGUUAAUCAGAGUGCUGCGUCACAAAAUAUGAUGCAGCCUGUAUCCCAGGCUAAUUCUGUGGUUCAAAGACAACCCCGCAUUACACAAAGCAGCAUGGCUUCUUUAAUUGUCCUGUGGAUCUUGGCUGUGUCAAUAGCUGCUCUGGUUUGCAGAAGAAUCUUUAUGAUAUCCCAGUGAAUGAUUUGGAUUAGUAGAACAUUGUUUGUAUUGAAUGUAAAUGGAACCCAUAAAAUGCAUGAUCCAUAAUUGUGGGUAUUUUGUCCCUAAAAAUUUUUUAGGAUGCUUUUUCAGCUUUAGGGACUAGGGGAAAUUAAUGCAGGGGGUAAGUUUCAAAGGGGAGGGGGCGGGGAUUACAAAACGAGUUGGUUUUAUGAACUGAGUUGUCAAUGUGAAUUGGCUACCGUAACGAAUUUCUUUUCUAAUAUAUUAAAGUUGAAGAAGGAAUUUUUCCGAGAAAAAAGGACGGGUGUUUACGAGUCAUUCAGUUUACAAUAGAUACACGUCAUUAAAGGAAAGUGUUAAAAAGCGUUCAAUUUUAGGCAUUUUCAAAGACUUUGGAAUCUUCCUUACCUUGAUACCUCUAUCCAAUAAGAACACGUUUGGUAGCUGGCGACAACAUAUUCCAGUGCAAAUUUGAAAUAAAGCGUGAUUCUACUUUUUGCUC
Molecule: messenger RNA, 1699 nt
Organism: Stylophora pistillata
Lineage: Eukaryota; Metazoa; Cnidaria; Anthozoa; Scleractinia; Pocilloporidae
Product: ubiquitin-conjugating enzyme E2 J1
Source: RefSeq, a predicted model, not a curated record